AUGGCGGAGUCUACCAUCAACACGUACAAUAUCCGUGAUGUGGAUGUGCGCUUUCCAUUCUCUGCAUACCCAUGUCAGUUGGUGUACAUGGAAAAGGUCAUUGAGGCCUUGCAGAACAAGUCAAACGCGCUCCUCGAAUCACCCACCGGCACCGGUAAGACACUGUGUCUACUGUGCGCAUGCCUGGGCUGGCUAGAGGCUGAGAAGAACAAGGCGAGGCAGCAGACGGUGGAGGCGACGCCAGGCCUGGGUGGCCUCGGCGCUGCGUUUGGGGCCAUGGCUCCGUCGGCUGCGCCGCCGCCCAAGAUUGUGUACGCAUCGCGGACGCACUCGCAGCUCUCGCAGGUUGUGCACGAGCUACGCGGCACCGGGUAUACCGCCAAUGUGUGUGUGCUCGGCUCGCGGAAGCAGCUCUGCGUCCACGAGAAGGUCUCCAAGCUCGGCGGCUCGGCACAGAACGCAAUGUGCCGCCAGCUGACCGAGGCCCGGCGGUGCUCUUACCACAACGCCAUGCAAGAGAGCGGGCCGGCCGACGCGGCGCUGCUCGCGCAGGAGAUGCUCGACAUCGAGGAGCUUGCCGAGGCCGGCAAGGCACAGGGCAAGUGCCCGUACUUUCUCUCGCGCGAAAUGCAGGCUGAGGCCGACCUGGUCCUCAUGCCGUACAACUACCUCAUCUCGCCGCUCAUCCGGGCCUCGCUCAAGGUCGAUCUCUCGGGCGCCGUCGUCAUCUUUGACGAGGGCCACAACCUGGAGGCCUCUGCUGGCGACGCGUCGUCGUUCGAGGUCCGCACCUUUGACCUCGGUGCCUGCGUCGGCGAGCUCGACUACGCUCUGCAUCUGUUCCAGGUCAGCGCCGUCACAGACCUGUCGUCGGCUAUUUCGCGCGAAGACAUCGCCAUUCUCAAGACCGUCAUGCUUGAGCUGGAGGCGGUCAUUCUUGAGCUCCCGCUCGUCCUCCCGCCAGCCGAGCGCAAUACUCCUGCCCGCCGGCUGUACGCCGACAUGCCCGGCCGGGUUGAAGACACCCAGUUUAUGAUCGACCUCCUGGCCAAGGUCUCGCUCAAGAAAGAGUCGUACCUCGAGUUCUGCACUGCGCUGGACGAGGUUGUCUCGCUCAUCACUUCGGCCUCGUCGGCUGGCCGUGGCCCGGCCCGCACCUCGGCACUCUCGUCGUUCAAAGAGUCGGUCGUCAAGAUGUUCUCCAAGUCGGCCCAGUCAUCAGCCGACUUUAAGGUCUACAUCGCCGAGGAUACCUCUCGCGGUGGUGGAGGCCGCGGAGGACGGCGUGGCUCGCGGCCGUCGUUUGGCGGGCCAUCCGAUGGCGGCGGCGGUGCUAGCGCAUCGUCCGACAAGCCCGGCCGCAUCGUCGGCUUCUGGUGCUUCUCACCAGGCGUCGCCGUCCAGGACCUUGUUGCCUGCUCUGUCCGCAACAUCAUUCUCACUUCAGGAACGCUCACCCCGCUCUCAUCGUUUGCGCAAGAGAUGAAGACCCCGUUCCAGGUGACGCUCGAGAACCCGCACGUCAUCUCGGCUGCUCAGGUUUGGGUCGCCGUCCUCCGCAAAGGCCCUUCCGGUCACGUUCUCAACUCGUCGUACAACAACCGGUCGAACGUGUCGUACAUCAACGACCUCGGCGCCACCAUCGCCAACGUGGCGCGCAUCGUCCCGUCGGGCGUCCUUGUCUUCUUUCCCUCGUACUCGGUCAUGCUCCAGUGCAUGGAUGUGUGGCAGCAGCGAAUGCCCAACGCGAGCUCGUCGAUGUGGGAGACCAUCUCGCGGCACAAGACGCCGUUUGUCGAGCCGCGCGGCUCGGGUGACCUCAACGCCCAGAUCGACGAGUUCUACGCCGCCGUCCGCUCCGUCUCGGGCCGCUCCGGUGCGGCCUCGGGCGCUGGCGCCAUCUUCUUUGCUGUCUGCCGCGGCAAGGUCUCCGAGGGUCUUGACUUUGCCGACGCCAACGGCCGCGCCGUCGUCGUCACCGGCCUCCCUUACCCCAACACCUACGAUCCCAAGGUCAAGCUCAAGCGCAAGUUUCUUGAUGAGAAGAUGCGCCGCGGCGAGGGCAAGCUCUCCGGCGGCGACUGGUACUCGCAGCAGGCGUCGCGGGCGGUGAAUCAGGCCAUCGGCCGCGUCAUCCGCCACAAAGACGACUACGGCGCCAUCCUGCUCUGUGACGAGCGCUUUGCUCGCCGCGACAAUCUCAACCAGCUCCCACUAUGGCUCCGCGCAUACACCCAGGUCUUCGCCUCGUUUGGCGAGGCCACCCGCGGCCUCACCCAGUUCUUCCGCUACGUCAAGACCCAGCCGUUCUUUGAAAUCUCCGCCGCCCGCGCCGCCCGCCCGGCAAAGUCGGACCGUUCCGGCCGCCCCGCCCGUGCCCUUGCCCUCGACGCGCCGCGCUCGUCGCUGGCACAGUCGGCCCCGCCGGCGCCCGACAAGACCCUUCCGGGCGUCUCGCGCCGCAAGGCUCCGUACGCCGCCAUGCACUUUACCCCACCACCAGCUACCGUCCCAGCCGUCGCCGCGGCCACCAUCCCGCUCGCCCAGGCCAUCUCGGCCGCCUCCGCUGCCGCCGCGGGGCCGGCGACGCAGGCCCACCAGCCAGGCCUCCUCCGCGCCUCGCUCGCCUCGUAUCGGCCGAGUGAGACCUCCGCGGCGUCACCAGCUGUCUCGGUCGUCGAAAAGCUCAUGGCUCGCAAGAGGAACGCGGCAGCCGCCGCCGCCGCUGCAGCAGCUGGCGGGCCGCGCAACCCGCCUUCGAAAGAGCUCGUCCACCCGCGCAAAACCAGCAGCUCUCUCUCGGCGUCGCUGAUGGCGGCCGAGCCGGCGGCGGCGCAGCGCGAGCAGCAGUCUCAGGACUUUAUCUCGCUCGCAAGGAGCCUCCUCUCCAAGGCCGAGUACAAGGCGAUGAAGAGCGCGCUUCGCGCCUUUGCCCGGGACAAGUCGCACGCCGGCGUCAUCGCCCUCAUCGACGCCGUCUGGCCCAUGUUUGCCGUCCCAGGCCGCAAGGCCCUGCUCUCGACCUUUGCCACCUUCAUCCCACUCAACCACCAGGCCGAGUAUUUGCAGCGCGUUCACGCCCACCUCCUCGCCUCGCCGGACGAGCCAAAGAAGCGCCCGCGCUCACCGGCGCUCUCGCCGCAUGCAUCGCCGGCCAAGAAGCCGCGUCGGGGCUGCGACUCGUGCGUCGUGUGCGGCGCGGCGCCCAAUACCCCGUUCCGUGCGCCGUGCGGCCACGUCGGCUGCCACGCGUGCUGGGUCGCCACGCUUGGUCAGGCCGUGACACCGUGCCCGGCCUGCGCCGCGCCCACCCGCGUCCGCGAGCUUGCCAAGCAGUACUUUUGA
Thecamonas trahens ATCC 50062 is the source of this 3345-nucleotide messenger RNA. Its product is annotated as tumor necrosis factor receptor superfamily member 6B. The coding region runs from base 1 to 3345 and encodes 1114 amino acids. Lineage: Eukaryota; Apusomonadida; Apusomonadidae. Gene Ontology annotation, biological process: telomeric loop disassembly; negative regulation of t-circle formation; negative regulation of DNA recombination. The transcript is spliced from 2 exons. Gene Ontology annotation, cellular component: nucleus. Gene Ontology annotation, molecular function: ATP binding; DNA polymerase binding; hydrolase activity, acting on acid anhydrides, in phosphorus-containing anhydrides. The record is from RefSeq and is a predicted model, not a curated record.